This is a messenger RNA of Xenopus laevis (African clawed frog), 3884 nucleotides long. It is a transcript of the gene rrbp1.S, whose product is annotated as ribosome binding protein 1 S homeolog. The coding region runs from base 181 to 3468 and encodes 1095 amino acids. The transcript is spliced from 24 exons. Lineage: Eukaryota; Metazoa; Chordata; Amphibia; Anura; Pipidae. The record is from RefSeq and is a predicted model, not a curated record. Gene Ontology annotation, biological process: protein transport. Gene Ontology annotation, cellular component: endoplasmic reticulum membrane.
AAAAAAAAAAAAGUGAAAAGAAAAGUGCCACGACUCCAGAGAGUUUGCAGCAGAAGCCCGUGCCGGCUCAGUGAGCGAGACAGAAGCGCAGCGCUGCUCCCACUGGGUGACAUUGUGCAGCCGCAUCCCUAUCAGCCUUCUCUCUCCUCAGUGUAUAGACAUCAAAGGGAAAAUCCAAAGAUGGAUUUGUAUGAUCCGCAGACCAUGAGCCUCAUGGUGUUUGGUGGCUUUAUGGUGGUUUCUGCUAUUGGAAUCUUUCUAGUGUCAACUUUUUCAAUGAAAGAGACAUCCUAUGAAGAAGCAUUGGCCAAGCAGCGCAAGGAAAGUGAGAAGAACCAGCAGCCCAAAUUUGAUAAGAAAAAGAAAGAAAAGCUGCCAGAGAGAAAAGGGAAAGCUAAAAAGAAGGAUGAAAAACCCAAUGGAAAAAUACCUGAACAUGAACCUAAUCAGGAAUCUGAUGGGCAGGAGCUAAUUCUGGAGAAGACACCAGUACCUGUUGAAGUACCAAUUGUGCCUGUUGUAGCUCCAAUUCCUGAAAAAUCUGCACCAGUUAGUAAGAAAUCUGCAUCAAGUCCUGUCAAAUCUGCUCCAGGUCCAGAAAAAGCUUCUCCAGGUUCUGUCAAAUCUGCUCCAGUUCCAGCAAAGGCUGCUCCAGUUCCAGCAAAGGCUGCUCCAGUUCCAACAAAGGCUGCUCCAGUUCCAGCAAAGGCUGCUCCAGUUCCAGCAAAGGCUGCUCCAGUUCCAGCAAAGGCUGCUCCAGUUCCAACAAAGGCUGCUCCAGUUCCAGCAAAGGCUGCUCCAGUUCCAGCAAAGGCUGCUCCAGUUCCAGCAAAGGCUGCUCCAGUUCCAGCAAAGGCUGCUCCAGUUCCAGCAAAGGCUGCUCCAGUUCCAGCAAAGGUUGCUCCAGUUCCCGAGAAAUCUGCUUCAGUUCCUGAGACAUCUGCUCUAUCUCCUAAAGACAAAAAGAAAAAGCCUGAAAAGAAGGUCCUUAAGGUUGAACCAUCCCCAAGUCCAGCUGUGACUCUCACCUCUAAGCACGUGCCAGUUUUAGAUGAACCUACCAAAGAAGUGCCUGUCAUUGCAGUAUCUCCUGUUGGAUCACGGCCUGGAUCCGCUAUAGUAAACCAAGAAGACUCCAAACAGGAGGCAGUUUCAAAGAAAAAGAGUGCCCCUAAGAAAAAAACUGAACCAAGUGCAGAGGAAUGUGAAGGUGCCCUUUAUAUUCCUUACAAGACCCUGAGUUCUACCAUCCGAGCAACGUCUUUUAGCAAAGGAGAAGCUCAGAACCUGUUUGAAAUACUGGCAGAAAAAUAUGGCAUCAUGCAGGAUACUUGGCAAACGGCAACUCCAAAAGGAGAUCCAGUGACCGCUCUUAAACGAGUGGUGGAGGAGAAGGAGAAGUUACUGUUGGCCCAGCAUGAAAAGACCAACUCUUAUAAGGAAAAGCUUGUGGAAGUCAACAAGGAAUUGCAGAGCGAGAAGUCCAAGGCUAUUAAGGAGCAGUCCAAGUUUAAGGAGCAGCUUGUGACACGGGAACAGGAGAUCCGUGCAUUGCAAGCCCGCAUGCAGGCCAGCUAUCAGGACCAAGUAAAUGAGACUCAGCAGCUGCAAACCAAGGUUAGGUCCCUGCAAGAUGAAAUCGAGAAUGGCCCCAAGGCACAGCUUACUCGCCUGCAGCAGGAGAAUUCUAUCCUUCGAGAUGCCUUAAACCAGGCCACAAGCCAGACAGAGAGCAAACAAAAUGCAGAGUUGGCUAAACUACGCCAAGAGUGCAGCAAAAUCUCUAAAGAGCUUACUGAGAAAUCUGAGUCCUUGCAGCAAGAGGAACAACGUAGAAAGUCCCUUGAUGGUAAAAUAGCCACCUACGAGAAACAAAUCACUCAGCUGCAGACAUUACAGCAAGACGGUGAAGUCACAUUACAAAAGAGAUUAGAUGAAGUGAAUGAGGAACUGCGCAAGUCUCAGAGCACUUAUCAGAGUUUACUGGCAGACACAGAAAAGGCCAAUGCAGAACAGAAGAACCAUGCAGAACUUCAAAUUAAAUUGCAGUGCUAUGAAGCAGAAGGUAAGCAGAAAUCAGAAGAGCUGGAUAAACUGAACAAACAGCUUCAGGAGACUACAGGAGAAAAUACCCAGCUUUUAGAGAGGAUAAAAUCUAUAGAGGCACUGCUGGAGGCAGGGCAGAACAAAGAUGCUGAUAAAGAAAAGCAGCAGCAGCAGGAAGCAAGAGAAGGUGAAAUUGCACAACUACAGGCCAGGCUUCAAGAAAAAGAUUCACAGAUUGCAUCCAUACAAAAGGAAGCUGCUGAAUUAAAAGAAGCGGUUGAGCAGCAGAAAAAUAAAAACAAUGAUUUACGGGAGAAGAACUGGCAAGCCAUGGAAGCACUGGGCCUGGCAGAAAAGACAUGCGAGGAGAAACUGAACUCAGAAAAAAAGGCAAAGGAAGAGAUGGUACAACAACUCAGUGCAGUACAGUCACAGACAAAAGAAACACUGCAGUCAGUACUUCCACAGAUCACUAUAGUGUCACAACAGUCGUACAGUGAAUGGUUACAGGAGUUCAGAGAGAGGACGUCACAAUUACUCAGCCAGCAGACAGAGAAAGAGGGCUCUUCGGAAUUACAACUUCAAUUAAAACAAGCAGAAGAUUCACAGAGCGAUUUACAGGUCGAAUGUGAAAAGUACAGAACCAUCCUUGGACAAACAGAAGCAAUGCUUAAAGCUCUUCAAAAUAGUGUUGAAGAAGAGGAGCAAGUAUGGAAGGCAAAAUUCUCAUCAUCGGAGGAAGAACUCAGAAAGUCACAUUCUCAGGUCAAAACACUAGAAGAAACUGUGGAAAAAUUAAGGUCAGAUCUUCAAAGCACAGAGCAGCUUAAAGAGUGUGUAUCUCUGAUGGAGGCACAGCUGGAGACCCAGAUGAAUGCAAAAAGCACAGAAUGCCAGACAUACUCAAAUGAAAUAGAGAGUUUGCAGCAACUUUUAUCAGAAUCUCGGGAACAUCUAGAUGCUACCAAAGCAGAAGCAAGGAAGCAAAGCAUAGAAUUGUCUGUGCUCCGGCAACAACUCGGUGAAAUGCUAAAUCAUGUAAAUGAUACUGAAAAACAUGGUACAGAAGAACACCAGACUUCACAGAACAAGGAAGUACCAAAGACAAAUCUUCAAGAUCAGAGCACUUUAGCAGAAAUGCAAGAGCAGAAAUCACUGCAUAGUUUGCAGGAAGAACUGGAAAAGUUAAAAUCAAGGGAAGAGCCAUCUUCUGGAACGGAAGAAGUGCAGCAGAUCAAGAAAAGAUUUGAGAAGGAAAAAAAACUAACACGGGACUUAGGUCAAGCAUCAACCAAACUGUUACAGCUUUUGAAGGCUUCUCAGGAAGAACUAGCUAAGGAAAAAGAACAAAAUAAAGUCCUGAAAAAACAACUUCAACUGACGGGAGAAGAACACGAUUCCAACAAUGGGACAUCAGUUUGACACCAAGUUUUCUCUUUUACCCAAAUGCCUUAAACAUUCUUUCCUUAAAAAUUAAAAUAACCUUCUAGUGAGCCAAAACACAUCAGAAACACAAGUAAGGAGUAACAUUCUAUACUUUUAUAUAUAUAUGAACAAAGUACUUUACAUUUUGACUAUAAAAAGCAGAUGAGAAGAGCACAAGAAUGUGUGUGAGCAAGUCAAUUCCACAAACCCUAUGGAACGUGGGUGUUAUACAAAGGGAAAGACUCUGUUGUGUACAAGAAACAGUACAAUCUCUUAAUUGUUUGUCUUUUGAGUGAUGAACAGAAGCCAAGAAGUGAUUAUGAAGAUGCCUAAUGUAUUGGAACUGGUCUCCAGUAUAAAACCAUGUGAAUUGUUUGAUUCCUAAAUGCCAUUAAAAUGAAGAUGUGUCUAAA